AAAUAACCAAAAAAGAUUGCAUUAAUGAGGUUAAAUAAAGAAAAAAUGGUCUCCUAUUUAAAAAUUGGGAAUUUUGAUGGCCUGGGUUUGGAAAACUAUAGAUUUGUUUUGAAAAAGCUUUCCAGCAUAAAACUCGAUCAAAAUUUUCUACCAACCUGUUCUAACCCAACUUUCUUUUCUUUUUUCUCUUUUUCUGAAUUUGUGUGCUUUGCUAUUUUUUCCUUACACGCUUAAAGCAUCAUGAUGAGUGCUUCUACUAAUACUACUACUACUACUACUACUACUACUACUCCUCCUCAUAGUAAUAAUAAUUCAUUAUCUCCUAUGGACAACCGCACGAUGACACCGGUUGGUUUGAGGGAUCCGUUUUAUUGUAAAGUCAAGGUUCGUCGGGCACAUCAACCCCACGAAUAUGUCGUUCCUUCUGAUUUUGCUGCCAUACCACAAAAUCCAGUACAAAGACGUAUCAUUCGAAGUGCACAUCAUUCACAUCAGAGAAAGAGAUUCUUUUUUCCUCCAGCUAUCAAAGAAGAAAGUAACGAAGACGAUGAAGGAGCAGUCAAUGACAUGGAUACGGACAGUCUUUCUGAUUCUGAAUACAACGGACCCAAGACACCCACGGAGGAGGAGGAGGAGGAGAACGAUGAGAAUAUGCCAUUGGCACUGUUAGCCGUGAAAAAGGGAUACGUCGUUCCCCAUAAGGCUGCUACUGCUUUUCCACUUAUUCAACAUAUACCCUCGCAUCACCAACAGCAGCAACAGGCCAACCUGUUUGACAAUAGAAGCAAUAAUAGACGUCCCUAUUAUGCUGCAUACCCUUUUCCUCCUCACAUGAACAGUCCGGUUUAUGUCUACCCACAUUAUCCGCCCCCACUCCAGAGCAGCGGACUCUACUCCAACUAUAGCCCAAUGACGCCGAUGAAGACACCACCACCACCCCCAUCAUGGAUCCUCGACAAACACGCUCCUUACAUCAAAGAAAGUACUCUUAUUCCUCCACCUCUUCGUCCUCCGUUUCUUCAUCGAAUUCUUCCUCUUCGGGGUCCAUUCCCUCAUCAAAAACGAAAAUCUCUAAUCGAUCAAGAUAACCUGUAUUUCCAACGCGUCGGACUUUUCUACUCUUUCAGUCCUUACUUUUUCCCUUCUGUUUGACAUGACUUUUACUCAAUGCAGAUGAAUGGUUUACCAUAUAAAAAGAAUGGGUUUGAAUGGAGAAAAGUAGGGCUCUAUCGCGUCUACUUGAUUCACACGCCAACAGCGAGGAUCAAAAACAUCCAAUGAGACACGCUGACGCAUUUUUUUUCCUUCAACCGAAAUACCACACUUUUUUGUACAGUUUUAUUAUCCCAAAAGAAAAUUCCCCAAUAAUGAUUCCAUAUACACUAUUUCUAAGUUUUUAUUUAUUUACUACAUUUUCAAUAA
This is a messenger RNA of Mycotypha africana, 1422 nucleotides long. RefSeq lists its product as uncharacterized. The transcript has a single exon. The record is from RefSeq and is a predicted model, not a curated record. Lineage: Eukaryota; Fungi; Mucoromycota; Mucoromycetes; Mucorales; Mycotyphaceae. Bases 241 to 1152 code for a protein of 303 amino acids.